Molecule: messenger RNA, 2523 nt
Organism: Papaver somniferum (opium poppy)
Lineage: Eukaryota; Viridiplantae; Streptophyta; Magnoliopsida; Ranunculales; Papaveraceae
Exons: 6
Coding region: 1-2523 (840 amino acids)
Biological process (GO): DNA integration
Molecular function (GO): nucleic acid binding
Source: RefSeq, a predicted model, not a curated record
AUGAGUGAAGAAUUGAACCAGGACCGUAGUAUCAAGGAGUACAUGUACCCAACUAGGGCAAGCCAUCCUUCUUGCAUCAUUCUACCAGCUGAUGCUGACCAAUUUGAAUUAAAAGAAAGCACAAUUCAUAUGUUGCCUGUGUUUAGAGGGGUUGAUGAUGAAAACCCUUACCACCAUGUGAGUUCAAUUAUUCAAAACAAGACCCCACCUAAGUUUAAAGACCCGGGUAGUCCAACUAUCACAUGCACUAUAGGUGACGAUACAAUCGAUGCGGCUUUGUUAGACUUAGGCGCAAGUGUGAACCUUCUGCCAUAUUCUGUGUAUGAGCAGUUAGGUCUUAGGGAUCUGAAAUCCACCCAUGUUACGCUGCAAGUAGAGGAUAGAUAUGUAAAAAUCCCUCGUGGUAUUGUUGAAGAUGUAUUAAUCAAGGUUUAUAAGUUUUAUUUCCCCGUGGACUUCAUUGUUCUACACACUCAACCUAUGCAAAACCCAGACUGUCACAUUCCUGUCAUUUUAGGACGUCCUUUUCCGGCGACGUCCAAUGCUAUCAUAAACUAUCGAAAUGGAGUAUUGAACUUGUCAUUUGGAAACAUGAAUGUGGAAUUAAAUGUUUUUCGGGUUAGCCAACAACCUAUGGAUUUUGAUGAUAAUGAAUUGCAUGCGGUUAAUAUGAUUGAGAGUCUGAUCCAAGACUCAUUGCCUGACAUCUUAUUUGUGAACCCUUUGCAAGCAUGUUUAGAUAACUUUGACUUAGAUCUCUUUGAUUCUAAGUACAUUAGUGAGGUUUACUCUUUGCUUGAAUCUGUGCCACCCAUGGACAUUGCUAAAUGGCAGACUGCAGUAGAACCACUUCCACUUUCUGAUUCCGAGUCUGCCCCAUCUCUUGUCGAACCACCUAAGCUUGAUUUGAAACCAUUACCUGACACUUUGAAAUAUGCAUUCUUAGGUUCUUCUGAUACUUCACAUGUUAUUAUUGCAUCAUGUUUAGACAUAGAACAGGAGAGUAAACUUUUGGAAGUGCUUAAAGAGCAUAAAGAGGCCUUAGGUUGGACUAUCUCAGACCUUAAAGGUGAGAUUCUGAAAUUACUUGAUGCGAAUAUCAUAUACCCAAUUCCAUAUAGCCAGUGGGUCAGCCCCAUUCAAGUUGUACCCAAGAAGUAUGGCAUUACUGUAGUCCAAAAUGAAAUGAAUGAGCUAGUCCCCACUCGUGUAACCACAGGAUGGCGAGUCUGCAUUGACUAUAGGAAGUUGAACAUAAUUCACAUAGCACCUGCAGAUCAAUCAAAGACCACAUUUACUUGUCAUUAUGGUACAUUUACUUAUCGUCGCAUGCCUUUUGGGUUGUGUAGUGCCCCUGCUAUUUUUCAAUGUUGCAUGAUAAACAUCUUUCCUGACAUGGUAGAUAAAUUUUUGGAAAUCUUCAUGGAUGAUUUUCCUGUCUUUGGGUUGUCUGUUGAUGAAUGCAUCGUCCUAGGGCAUAUCGUUUCUAAAAAAGGCAUAGAAGUAGAUAAAUCUAAAGUUGAUCUCAUUCAACGCCUUCCUCAACCUCGCUCUGUGAGGGAGAUAAGGUCAUUCUUAGGCCAUGCCGGUUUUUACCGAAAAUUCAUCGAAAACUUAAGUAAAAUUUCAAGACCCUUAUGUAGUCUUCUUGCAAAAGAUGUUGCAUUUGUCUUUGAUGAUGCUUGUAAGGAAGCAUGGGAGCAAUUAAAAGCUCUUCUCACAUCUGCCCUUAUAGUCAGACCACCCGACUGGACCUUGCUAUUUGGAAUUAUGUGUGAUGCAUGUGACUAUGUUGUAGGAGUUGUUUUGGGUCAGCGAGUAGACAAACUCCCUUAUGUGAUCUACUAUGCUAGUAAAACACUUAAUGAUGCUCAACUAAAUUAUUCAACAACUGAGAAGGAAUUACUAGAUGUUGUAAUGACCUUGCAUUGGUUUAAACAAGACCGUUCUAAAUUCUUGGCUGAAGUGAAAUAUUUCUUUUGGGAUGACCCAUACUUGUUUAAAUACUGCCCUGACCAACUCAUUAGGAGAUGUAUCCCCAAUUCUGAACAAAGAGAUGUCAUCUCUUUGUGUCAUGACCAUGCAUGUGGAGGACAUUUUAGUGCCAAGAAAACUGCUGCAAAAAUCUUGCAGAGUGGUUUCUAUUGGCCAACAUUAUUUAAAGAUAGUCAUGCUUUCUGUGUUUCUUGUGACCGAAGCCAGAAAUUAGGAAGUAUCUCAAGAAGAAACAUGAUUCCCUUGCAACCUAUUUUGAUUAUUAAAUUGUUUGAUGUAUGGGGUAUUGAUUUCAUGGGUCCAUUUCCUAACUCUGAAGGUAAGUUUUACAUUCUUGUUGCUGUUGAUUAUGUCUCUAAGUGGGUAGAGUCCAUUGCUUCCAAAACAAAUGACCAGAAAUUUAUUCUUUCUUUUCUUAAAGAAAACAUUUUCUCUCGUUUUGGAACACCUAGAGCAAUAAUCAGUGAUGGUGGUACUCAUUUUUGCAAUAGACCUUUAUGCACAAGUAUGAAAUCACCCAUAAGGUAG